CGAUUCUGCAAAAAGGGAUCGAUCUCGUACAUUGCUUGUGACCGAUUAAACAAAACAAAACACCGUAGAAAUUUGCGCAGUAUAGAACCACACAUGUUAGUAUCGAUGGCUUCAUUGAUAAAAAAAUGAUCAGUGAUCUGAGUAAUAACUCCAUUGAGUUGAGCGAUCACAUUCGACAUCAAUACUGCCAUAACCGACCACCGUAUCGUAAAUCGAAAAAACCAACUGCCGUAAAGGUCUACUCAGUGGCAAACGAAUCCCGACAUUUACUAGUCUUCGGCGUUCCCCAAAUCAAUUUGCUCCGGGAACUAAAGACCGAGUUUCGCCGUCACGGUACGGUUCAGCAUGUAUUAAAUAUUACGGACAGCAUUAGGGCGAGUGGAAAUCAUCAAGUUGAGCCUUUCACAGACGUGUUCUAUGUAAAAUUCGAUAAACUAGAAAAAGCUCGGCUAGCGAAAAAACGUUUGGACGCUCGAAACUUUUAUGGCGGUAUUCUGCACAUCACUUACGCCCCAGAGAAGGAAUCUAUACAAGAGCUCCGUGAGAAGUUGUCUCAACGGCGUAGAGAGGUCAAUUUGAGAAUUCAAAAGAAUCGGUUGAGUGAACACAGCAAUUUGAUCGCAAAGUGUGAACAAGUGCUACAGCAACAGGAUUCAGUCCAUUCGGCAGAAUCGAUCCCGAAAAAGCACAGAAAAGUAUCAUCCAAAUAA
Molecule: messenger RNA, 710 nt
Organism: Wyeomyia smithii (pitcher-plant mosquito)
Lineage: Eukaryota; Metazoa; Arthropoda; Insecta; Diptera; Culicidae
Product: RNA-binding protein 48
Exons: 4
Coding region: 126-710 (194 amino acids)
Cellular component (GO): nucleoplasm
Molecular function (GO): nucleic acid binding
Source: RefSeq, a predicted model, not a curated record